Molecule: messenger RNA, 204 nt
Organism: Aphanomyces invadans
Lineage: Eukaryota; Oomycota; Saprolegniomycetes; Saprolegniales; Verrucalvaceae
Exons: 2
Coding region: 1-204 (67 amino acids)
Source: RefSeq, a predicted model, not a curated record
AUGCAUGACUUAGGAUUGACGCGAAAAGUCUUAGAACGACGAGCUCGAGAGUCGGCCGAUUUUGAGCUGCGCGAUUACUACAGGCGAUUAAGCCCAUACUACUCGUACCCCGACCAGCUAGUAUUUGUCGACGAGACGUCCAAGGAUGGACGUGAUUCAAUUCGCAAGUAUGCGUGGUCGAAGCGCAACAAAAGGCAAUUGUAG